This is a messenger RNA of Aspergillus luchuensis, 3333 nucleotides long. Its product is annotated as forkhead domain protein. Gene Ontology annotation, cellular component: nucleus. Gene Ontology annotation, biological process: regulation of ribosomal protein gene transcription by RNA polymerase II. NCBI's taxonomy places the organism in Eukaryota, Fungi, Ascomycota, Eurotiomycetes, Eurotiales, Aspergillaceae. Gene Ontology annotation, molecular function: sequence-specific DNA binding; protein binding; DNA-binding transcription factor activity. The transcript has a single exon. The record is from RefSeq and is a predicted model, not a curated record. Bases 1 to 3333 code for a protein of 1110 amino acids.
AUGUCGUCGUCGCAGACCAUGACAGCGUCUGCGGUGGGCCAUCGUCCGCCAGAUGCUGCUCCAAAUAUGUCGUCCGUGUACGACUACGCCCGCUCCCAGCAGCAACACGACGACCAACCGCACCCCUCCCCGCCCAGCGACUCCGCAAUCCGCCCUCUGCACGAUUCUGCCCCCGACUCUCCUCCCAAUGGCCUGUCUACCCUGUCCUCAACCACCCCCGUGGUCAAAUCCGAACCCGGCGACCACGAUUCUGCCCCCUCCGCGUCCGCUCCUCCAGAAGCCCAGUCCGAUAUGCGUCGUCAAUCGGCCGCCAGCGCGCUCCUGGCUCAACUCCUCGGGAACCAGGUCUCGGCCGACGGGCUGGAGUCUGAGGAUCAUCCAAUGCCGCAAGCCCAAGACGGGGCCGAGCCGUCCCAAAAUAACGACCAGGAUGUAAAGAGUCAAUGGCACUUCGAAUCGACCUCCGAACCCCCGGCUGCCCCUGCAGAUUCGACCAAUGGAGGCGCGGAUCAAUAUCCGCCGGAAUCGACUGAAUCGCUGGCUCCUCACCAACAAGACGAGAAAAACCCCGAACAACAUACCGAUUUAUCCUUUUCGAACCCAGAUCAUGGCGAUAGUAUGUCAAUGAAGGCAUCAGAUGCUGUAGAAGGCUUGACGGAUCCGUUACUGUUCUCCAAAGCGAGUUUAGACCAUCCCGACCUUUUUUCCUCCUUCGAUAUCACCGCCGCUCCGAAGACCCCGUUUGAAGCCCUUCAGCAGAAUGAGAUGCUUACCGCCGCCUACCUCUCGCAAAGCGCUGAUCUUUCCGCCCUUGGCUAUUCUGGUGGGCAUUUGUCUCACGAUAUCGCUGGCUCAGUCGCGGGAUCGGAGCCCCGAAUCCAGGCAUUUGCGAAGCUAGAAUUCGAUGACGGUCACUUUUACUGCAAUACAUACUCCUUCAUUCUUGGACGUGAUGUACGGGCGGCCCGGGCGGCGCAUCAGCGCGAAAUCCAGGUCCGUCAGGCGAUGAGGACUUCCCGGGCUAAGAGUUCGAGCGGUGGCAACACGUCGCAUACGCCCAACCGCGUGAAACAUGAGGGCAGUGGCAUCUUAGGAAGUGUGGUCAGUGACCGCGGUGGUAUUAUGGGGUUUGAUCCCGAUAUUCCGCCUCAUUUACCACACCAUCUCAGUCGUCGCUCGUCCGUGUCUUCCCACGCUGAAUCGGCUCCGUUGCAUGCGACUCCGGCCCAAUUACAAUCGACUACUGAUUACAAUGCACUUGCAAUGCAGUCCUUGAACGAAGAGAACGGCGAUGCGAAGCCAGUGGAUGCUUUGGCUUUACUUCCUUCGCCGGAUGCGUGUCCAACGAUCCCUAUUCAUCCCCCAGCGACGGUCGACGGUAGUGCUGCCGGGCAUCGAGGGAUCUCACGUAAACAUGUCAAAAUUGCAUACAACUUUGACCGAAACCUUUUCGAAAUGGAGGUUAUGGGAAGAAAUGGCGCUUUUAUCGGCGCGGAUUGGCUAUCACCGGGGCAAGUAAGACCCUUACAUAGUGGCGAUUAUAUCCAAAUAGGAGGCGUCCGCAUCCGCUUCCUGCUUCCCGACGUCCCAAUUGGCGAAACUGGAGCAGAUAGAGUGGAAGAACCAUUUACGGCCGAAGACGAGAAUGCUCAGGCUUCAACCACGGCCGAGAACGAAACGCCAGCUCCGAAGCGCGCAUCUGAUGGCUCAGAGACAAAGGAGACGCCGAAGACCACGAAGAUCAUUCUCAAGACCCGGGCUGAACCUGAUCCGUCGCGACCAGUGCAGUCCGUUGAAGGCUCCGGAGAUCCCAACCAGCAGCCUGUUCGGCGUCGUGGUCCUGGACGGCCGCCUAAGGACGGCAUCAUGUCCAAACGCGAGCGAGCCGAACUGGCAAGAGAACAGAAGUUGGCGGCGAAGCGCGAGGCCAAUGGAGGCGUCACUCCUCCGCCCAUGAACCGUCCCAAAGCUGGAAAGGCACCAGCACCAACCAGUGGUGCUACGGCACCACCCAAAGAAUCAGUUGGUGCGGAGUCGCCUAAUUCCAAGCCGGAGAAGCGCAAGUACACGAAGAGGAAGAAGCCUGAUGGUACGCCCAUGGACUUUCCACUACCCUCAACCGAGGGCGGCCAGUUUCCCAUGGAACAUCGCCCAGAGGAGUUCAUCAAGGCACCUCCAGUCAAGAAGCGCAAGCCCUCUCGCUCACCAUCGCCCAAUUACCCUCCCGAAUCCGCCUACACACCGGAGGAUCUGGCCAAACCACCAUACAAUUAUGCCGUGCUUAUCUUUGAUGCCCUCACUGAGGCUGGUACUCCGAUGACGCUCAAGCAGAUUUACCGCGCGCUGAAGCUGAAAUACCCGUAUUUCCGAUUCAAGUGUGAAACCGAAGGCUGGACGUCUAGUGUGCGACAUAACCUCAAUGGCAACAGCCAUCUCUUCAUGCAUGCAGAGCGUGAUGGCAAAGGAUGGUCGUGGCAGCUCCGCCCAGGGGCAUCGGUUGAGAAGGAAAAGAAGCGACGCCCGUCGCCUCCUCCGCCGGCGUCGCAGCCUCCGUCUGCACCGGCAGCUACUCCCCAGUAUAUGCCUCAGCUGAACCCAUCCUAUGGCAAUCAGCAUGGACAACCUGGGAUGGCCAAUCCGCACUUCCAAUUUCCCUCUAUGCCUCCCAAUCCUUAUGCACCUCCUCCUCCUCCUCCCCCAGCUCCUGCCCCCAAUCCUACUCCUACACCUCACCAUUCCAGUCCCUAUCCGCCUCCUGCUCCAGCUGCUGCCUCUACACCCUUCCCGAUACCGAGUCCGCUCCGCAACAACCUUCCACCUGCUUUUGCGCAGACCACACCCUCCACUUAUACCUCGCCUUAUGCCUCGGAUCCGCCGCCGCAGCUGGUUCAGCUGCAGCAGUCGCAACAGACGCAGCCAAUGCCACCCCAACCACAGCACCAGUCACCUUAUCCUCCACCCAACCCACCGUCCAUGCCGCCGAUGAAUGCACCGCCACAUCAAGGCCAUCAUCCUCCCCCGCCGCCCCCAGGUCCACCUAUGCAGCAUCCUCCGCCGAAUAUGGGCAUGGGUCACGACCCUGGGCCGGGCCCAAUGGACAACUCGGAGGCGUCGUCGUUCAAUGAGCGGGCCAGCAAGGCGAUUGACGACUUUGAAGCGGUCCUGAUGGAAGACUACGAGGAUAAGAACUACAUCCGGGAGGUGCUCAAGAGUGCCCGCGCUCGCGUUCUCGGCAAUGCCACGGAUAGUUCGUUCCCCGGCGGCGAACCGAAGGAUGAAGCAGUCAUCCUGGAUGCGCUUCGUAAUCUGAUCGGUAGCUUAAAGGACGAAUAG